Nylanderia fulva is the source of this 1634-nucleotide messenger RNA. RefSeq names its product ATP synthase, beta subunit (gene ATPsynbeta). The record is from RefSeq and is a predicted model, not a curated record. Lineage: Eukaryota; Metazoa; Arthropoda; Insecta; Hymenoptera; Formicidae. Gene Ontology annotation, cellular component: proton-transporting ATP synthase complex. Gene Ontology annotation, biological process: proton transmembrane transport; proton motive force-driven mitochondrial ATP synthesis. Gene Ontology annotation, molecular function: ATP hydrolysis activity; proton-transporting ATP synthase activity, rotational mechanism; ATP binding.
UCACUUGACGAGACUACUUGUCUCAGGUCAGUCUCUUUUAAUCGACCGGCCAUGAUGUUGAGUGCGGUAUCGAAGGCGGCCGCUGGUGCCCUGAGGAUUGCUAAACCCUCCCUCAUUCAGAAUGAGGUGACGAAGGCAUCAUGCGCCUUCGCUGUAAACAAAAGAGAUUACGCAGCGAAAGCUGCAGCUGCGACAAAAGGUGGUGCGCAAGGAAAGGUAGUUGCUGUCAUUGGUGCUGUGGUUGAUGUACAAUUUGAAGAUGCCCUUCCACCAAUUCUUAAUGCCUUGGAGGUGCAAAAUCGUACACCCAGGCUGGUACUUGAGGUUGCUCAACAUCUUGGAGAAAACACAGUGCGCACUAUUGCCAUGGAUGGUACGGAAGGUCUGGUACGUGGUCAAAAUGUUUUCGAUUCUGGAUAUCCUAUUCGUAUUCCUGUGGGAGCCGAAACUCUGGGUCGCAUUAUCAACGUCAUUGGUGAACCCAUCGACGAACGCGGACCUAUCCCUACGGAUAAAUUGGCCGCCAUUCACGCAGAUGCCCCCGAAUUUGUAGAGAUGUCUGUCGAGCAAGAGAUUCUAGUCACAGGCAUUAAGGUCGUGGACUUGCUGGCUCCUUACGCAAAGGGUGGAAAGAUCGGUCUGUUCGGCGGUGCUGGAGUCGGCAAGACUGUACUCAUCAUGGAGCUGAUCAACAAUGUAGCUAAGGCUCAUGGUGGUUAUUCGGUAUUUGCCGGUGUAGGUGAGAGGACGCGUGAGGGCAACGAUCUCUACCACGAGAUGAUCGAGUCCGGCGUCAUUUCCCUUAAAGAUAAGACCUCUAAGGUAGCGCUGGUGUACGGGCAGAUGAACGAGCCGCCUGGCGCUCGUGCUCGCGUAGCUCUCACCGGACUCACCGUCGCCGAAUACUUCCGUGACCAGGAAGGGCAGGAUGUACUGCUGUUCAUUGAUAACAUUUUCAGAUUUACCCAGGCUGGUUCCGAGGUAUCUGCCUUGCUAGGUCGUAUUCCAUCCGCUGUAGGUUACCAACCCACUUUGGCCACGGACAUGGGUACCAUGCAGGAACGUAUUACCACAACAAAGAAGGGAUCCAUCACUUCUGUGCAAGCUAUUUACGUGCCUGCUGAUGACUUGACAGAUCCCGCACCUGCCACCACCUUUGCUCACUUGGACGCUACUACUGUAUUAUCGCGCGCCAUUGCUGAACUGGGUAUUUACCCGGCCGUCGAUCCUCUCGACUCUACAUCUCGUAUCAUGGAUCCUAAUAUUAUCGGCGCGGAACAUUAUAAUAUCGCUCGUGGUGUACAGAAGAUUCUUCAAGAUUAUAAAUCGCUUCAAGAUAUUAUUGCCAUCUUGGGUAUGGACGAGUUGUCGGAAGAAGACAAGCUGACGGUUGCUCGUGCACGCAAAAUCCAGAGAUUCUUGUCUCAGCCAUUCCAGGUCGCCGAGGUGUUUACUGGUCAUGCCGGUAAAUUAGUACCAUUACAGGAAACCAUCAAAGGAUUCCAAAAAAUAUUGGGCGGAGAAUUGGAUCACCUACCGGAAGUAGCAUUUUACAUGGUCGGUCCGAUCGAGGAAGUAGUAGCAAAAGCAGAAUCAUUGGCGAAACAAUAAAUUAACUCACAUUUAUCGUAAAA